This is a messenger RNA of Rotaria sp. Silwood2, 3114 nucleotides long. The record is from the annotation of a GenBank genome assembly. Lineage: Eukaryota; Metazoa; Rotifera; Eurotatoria; Philodinida; Philodinidae.
AUGUAUGAUAACAGUAAUACACCUAAAUAUUCAUCUGGUAAUUCUGCUAUGAACAAUUCUUGUUUUCCUGCAUCGAAUACCAGUACUUAUCGAUCUCUAUAUCAAAAUGAAAUGAAUUCUACAUCCGGCAAAGUCAUGUCUUAUCCUCAACCCACACGUUAUCCAUCUCAAUUUAAUGAGUCAAAAGGUUAUAUACCUCCGUUACAAAUGACUUGUCCACCUAACAUAUCUACUAGUGCUGCUGAUUUAGAUUCAAAUUAUGCUUAUCCAUUUAAUACUCAUUCAUCGACGUAUGUUCAACCAUCAACAAAUGAAUAUCAUCUUCCUUCUGUUCAAGAUAAUGAUAAUAAUUUGUUUAAAACUAAAUCAAUUCAGUCGAAUGUAUGUAAAUCUCCAAGUUGUACAAGCAUAUCCUCAUAUGUUCCAGAUGAUAUCGAUUCAAGUAAUUCAUCUUUUUCUGAUAGUCCAUCAAUAUCAAAUGAAAAAAUUUCUCAAAAACGUAAAACUUGUCAAACUACUUCAGUCGAAGUAUUUAAUAAAUUACGUGAAAUGGGUAAUGAACAAGAACGAAAUUUAUUUGUUGAUCGUUUACAAAAAUUAUGGGAAGAACAUCAUGUUAUUUGCCGAAAACUGCCAACUAUAUCUCGGCAAACUAUUGAUUUAUAUCGUUUAUAUGUGUAUAUUCGUGAACAAAAUGGUUUUGAGCAGUUUUCAAAAAUAGCAAAAAAUCGUCAUUGGCGUGAUAUCGCAUCAAAAUUAAAUAUUCCGAAUACUACAACUGCACCUUUUCAUGUUAAGCAAAAAUAUAUUAAUCUAAAAUUAUUUCAUUUUGAAUGUAAAUAUGACCGAGGCGGUAUUGAUCCUGAUCUUAUAUUAGCAGAAAUUGACAAAGCACAAGACAAACAUCUGAAAACAGCAAAUAAGAAAAAUAAUAAAAAAUUAGCAUCUGUUCAAGAUCAAUUAAUGCAACCAUCAAACCAAUCUUCAUCAAUUGAACAAAGUGGUAUGGAUACUUCGCCAUCACAACAAUCUCGAACAAUUGCAUCGAUUGAGUCAAAAACAUUACAAUCGCCCAGUUUAAUUUCUACUUCAUCUAUUUCAAGUACAAAUUAUCAAUUACAACAAGUUCCUACGUUGACUAAUCAUUUUUCAAAAAAAUCGGAAGAUUUAUCUGACUUAAAUUCGACAUCAAAACCUAUUUCCUUUCCAAUAAAUUCUGUUGAAGCAACAACUAUUUCAUCUAAAAUUAAACGGAAAAAAUUAACCGUUAAGGACGUUACACCAAUUGAUUCAAUGAAAUUACUUAUGUCAUUACGUGGUGGUCUAUUAGCUGAAACCACCUGGGCAUUAGAUACAAUUAACAUAAUGCUAAGUGAUGAUCAAACACAUACAUAUUUAGAUUUAAAACAAAUGCCUGGUUUACUACAAGCAAUUGUUGAUAUCUAUAGUAAAUGUUUAACACAAUUAUUCGAUGGAUUUAAAAUUGAAAAUGAACAAGUUUUAAAUGAUUCAAGACAAGACUACCAAUAUAAACAAGAACAUGACUCAGUUAUUUAUCGAAUUGAAUCAAAUUAUUUAAAUGAAUAUCAACAAAAAUAUAUUAAACAACAGAAUAUUAUUUAUGAGAAUGUGUAUGAUGAUCAUGGAAAAUUAAAGAAUAAUCCCGAAGAUGUUCUAGAACUUCAAAAUACAAAUGAUUUAAGUUAUAUUCAAACUCAUUUUGAUCCAUUACAUAAAGAAGAUAAUUAUUAUGAAAAUCUUUAUUAUGGUCAUCAUUUUGAUGAUACAUUAUCGGCAGAUGAACACGAUCAAGAACCAAUAAAAAAGUCUUAUACACCAUUACGUAAACAUAUUACAACAUAUGAAAUCGAUAAUACAAAAUUUCAUGAUCAGAAUUCUGAUCUAUUACUAAAUAUAUCAGAUAGUAAUAAAGAAUUUCUUCAACGUUAUAAACGAAAAUUUCAAUCUGACGACAGUUCUUCUCAUAUUUAUUUGACAGAUUUUAAUUCUUUUCCUAAUUUAAAUGAUCAAGAAGAAAGUACAUCAACAUUAUUUACUCAAUAUUCAUUUGGUUAUGAUCAAAUAUGUUCUCGUUGUAUAUGUGUAUCAUCAAUUAUACGAAAUCUUAGCUUUAUAUCAGGCAAUGAUAUUGAAUUGAUUAAAAAUAAAACAUUAAUUCAUGUAUUAGCUCGCCUUUUAUUACUUGGACAUACCAUGAAUCAUACCAAUAAAACAAUUUCUCUGUCAAAUGAACAAAUAAAAGAAUCAUCGAAUGAUCAUAUCAUAAACGAUUAUUUAUCAAAGAACGAAAAUCAGAACACUUCAUCAUCAUUUUCUUUAUCUGAAUGUUUAAUAAAUAUUCGUGAAAAUACUCUAGUCACAUUAGCUAAUAUUGCUGGUGUACUUAAUUUUGAUACAUAUGAUUCAUAUUUAAUAAAUCAAUUAAUUAAUGGUCUAUUACAUUGGUCAACAUGUUAUUCAGGUGAAGCUAUUGAUCCAUUACAAUCAUCGUAUAUUUCUGCUCAACAUCUAUCUAUUGAAAUUUUAACUAAAUUAAGUGUACAUGAUAUGAAUAUGGACUUUAUUUUAGCAACACCAUCAUUUUAUUCUAUAAUAUCUUUAUUUCAUAUAUUAACUGAUUGGUUAAAUGUGGAUAAUAUGAAUAGUAAUAUAUCAAAUUCAUAUACAAAUGUAACACGAUCUCAAGCAUAUAUUCAACGUGAAUUUGCAAUUGUUUUAUUAAAUGCUUUAGUACGAUGUGAUUCAAAUGCUGCUCAUAUUAUUGCAAAUAUUCCAUAUACAAUAUCAUUAUUAAUUAAUUUUUUAGAAGAUUAUGAAAGAAAAACUACAGAAUUAAUAACACGUUAUGGUUCAGAUUAUGUUUUACGUUUAAUCAAUACUCAAGAAACAGAACAAAUAUUAUUUACAACAAAUGAUAUGUUAGCACGUGCAGCAACAUGUUUAUUAUCGAUGAUUAAUUAUACAGAUAAUAUUAAAAUAAUGAAAAAAUAUGAAGAUCGUAUUUUAAAUUUAUCAAUAUCAAAUGUUAUGGAUCGAAAUAUUGGACGAAUUCUUACAGAUAUUUUACAUUAUUGUUCAUUAUACAACAGUUAA